AUGGCGCCACUCGCGUCGCUGCGCUUGGAGGAGCUCAUUCUCUUUGGCACCGAUGUGGGCGUGCUGAACCACACGACGCUGUCUCUAUGGCAUUUCCAGCAGCUCAUGCGUGAGUUGCUGCAGGCUGAAGCAGCGACUGAGCCGGAGGAGGAAGAGCAAGACGAAGUCGGGAGCUGCGCUGAUGAUUCCGCUGUGACUGAGCACGUACUGGCGCCUGCUGAAGGAGUGGAACUAGGAGAGGGGAUGAGUGUAGCGGCUGUUCUCUAUGAGAAGCCCGUGCACGGCUGUGAAGCUGAGAAAAGCAGCAGUUUCGACGUGACGGACAAGUUUGGGGACACAUUAAACAGGACAGACGAGAGGACUGGACUGCCGCUCCAAGGAGUGGCUGGUACUGUAAAGGGACACUUGACUCCAACCACUCGAGUUGCUGCAGCCUUUCGACGCUAUCGCUGCGUCUUGUGCCUCGAUGCGUCACCCUCGAUUUUGUCCAUUGACCCGUCAUCUGGACGAUUGUUCCUGGACUUGCUGUAUGAGAGUGUGGAGCUAUUUCUAUGGAGUCUAUUGCGACCUAUGGAGAUAGGUGGUGUGGCCUUCAGUCCAGAGCUUUAUGUGUCGGUGCUGGUGCAAGGAGCACUCGUCGAGUCGCUCUGUGUGCUCAUGCAGGGCUACAUUGUCACGUCAACGAAUGCUGCAAGCUUCUUGCAGCUGAUCAAGGACCGAUUCGAGUUAAUCGAAAAUGAUUGGGCGUCUCAAGCUCAAGAGCGAGGACAAUGGGGAUAUUUGGGUAAUGCAGCACCGGCCCCGCUCGACUGGAUCUUGGAGAACAUGGUUUUUGCACUCAACUCGUUACCCACGGACUGUGCGCCGAUCAUGGUGCUGGUAACAGAUGGUGUGGUAGAUGUACGAGACGUCUUCUCAUACGAUAACGUCUUGAUGCAGCUCGUGCGUCAUGAUAUUCAAUGCCAUUUCUUGCGCAUUGGUGGGGACGGAGAAAAUGAACUGAACGCGACAUUCGGAUUCGUGCCAGACACGCAUUUACUUCGAUUCGUAUCUGAGUAUACUGGUGGAACCGUGUUUGACUACGAGACUAUUUUCGAGGCUUGCUAUGGCAUAUCUAGUACAAGCAGCAACAUUGUCAAGAGAAUGACAGAGUUACAAGAUGCAGUAUUCUUACGCAAAUCGAGUGUACAUGCGAACUCUGCACCUGUGGUCAAGCUGAACGCGAUGGACAGCACAUCGUUCGAUGGAAAGACUCUGUUGCCCUUGCACCCUUACCGUAUGUGGCGCGAAAAAGUGCACGAAUAUCGCAUAUACGCAGACGUGAAUCGUAUUGUCGAGGCAAGGCUUCGUGAAGGCUUUUCUAUGAACAAGAUCUAUGUGAAGACAUACAAGCAGCCAGAGACGACGAAGGGAGGCCUUAAUCAGGCCGGUGUCGGCUCUCCUAGGGAUGGCAAUGCACCCCCAAGCAAUAGUAGCGAGCAGUCGAGCGAAGCCACCAAGUUGUUGUUUGUGUUUUUACUACAAUGGAAAGAAAAUGUCUGGCUCGAAUAUGUGGUUUCAACGACGAUCGAAAACUCAGCCGCAUCAAAGUCGUCGGCAAGUGCGGCCACCGGUCGACGAGUAAGUGGACAGGGUGUCAGCGGUCUGAUCUCGCCGACAGCAGCAAGAAGCGCUGCUAUUCUUUCCAACGACAAGGGAGCAGCGUGGAGUGAGUGGUAUGUCAAAAUGAACAUUUUGGGCUACGCCGACUUUCUUCGUGCGUUCGAAAACGCAAUGCAGCGCUUGUCAGCAAGUGGAGAUCGAAGGGCUGCGAUCGGGGAAGACCCUUCCAUUGCCUCGCCAAUAUUUAUACAUGACUUUGUCCGAAGUGUUCAGGACGUCGAUCGCGUGCUGUUGCAUUUAAUGACUGCCACUACGAGCAUCCGUGAAACCAGCGACUCGGCUGUCAACCAGUUUUCUUUCGGAACGAACCCAACAUCAGCAGCAGCGAAUCCGAAGAUUACAAGUUCUCACCCUGUGUUCAACAUUAUUGGUGACCUCUCUACUUUGCUCUGGCACCGCUGGUUCUUCCUGGAGCGAUUUGAAAUACUCUCUGUGGUCAAGAGUGAUGCGUGUACAGACUUAUUUUAUCGUAGUGCGACGGACAAUACAGAGAACCGCGGGAGUGUGGGCCUGCGCUUGCGCGGCCCUGAAAACUCGUCACGAAUGAUCCAUAGCCAUGGAGCAAGUGCGUAUAGUACAAGCAAUGGGCACGUCUCGAUCGGGAUAGAGAGCUGUGCUGAGCCAUUGAUUGCAAUUCUCACUAAUUGGUCUUCGCAAAAACUGUCUCAGGAUUUAUUUCUAAAGUUCCUGCGUCCAACUAGUACGAUAAAGGAUAAGGGUCACGUCCCGCCUAAGGCCAAGAUUUUGCCGUCUACUAUCACCUCGUAUGGAGGGCUUGCACAGCGACGUCGACAGCGCAGUCAGAAUAGCAGCAUUGGUGAAGGUGUCAUGCAUGGCGAAGAUAGCAGCAGCGCAAACGAAAGUAAAGCAGCUCUUUGUUUUGUUCGACUCGAAUUUAAGAACAAGACAUUGUGCGCAAUUCACGUGGCCUUCUUUGCGACAAAAGCAUCGACACGUCGACAAGUUUUGGAUGAUCUGAAGAGCACAAUUUUUGCUGGGAUAUACGAAGUCGCUGUGCCGACUCCAUCCAAGCUGCUCUCGUCAUCGCUGACAGAAACGCCAGUCAUUCUCUGUCACCGGAUGCUAAGUCGCUUGUUUGUUACGCAUGACACCCUUCUUCUUCAUGGCAACGAUCAAAAAUCAAGACCUUUCAAUUUUUACGUGGCAUCGCCCACAUUGGAUGCUGAUCAAAAUGCAGGAGUUUUGCCUCCAUCGAAUACGUGUUGCGGUGGCAGCGAGCUCAAGCUUCAUCGAGUGUUCGGUGCGUACGUGUGGCACUCGAGUUGGAAAUGGGAAGUGCCAAACUUGGCGGCGAUGUCGAAUGUUAUGAGGCGGCUUCAUGAGGCCCGCGUCAGUUGUGGGUUUUGGGUCUUGGACUGGAAGAUAUCGGAAGGUGAUGAUGAACAAGGCACGCAUGUUAAAAGCGUGAUUUUUGGGCGGGAAAUUUUGAUGGAAAAUGAGAACGGACGCAUAAAAACGGCCCUCGUACAAUAUGGUCUCCGUCGUGUCUCAGAUACUUGCCUCAUGACGUCUUUCUGGAUGGAACCUCAGCACGGCGUUGUAAAAACCCGAUUGUCGGAUGAAGCUGACCGCAAGGACAAAUUUCACUGGAGUCUGAAGCAAGCUAUCGGCCAUGACACACCGUUCGAAAGCUAUGAAGGAGAUACCCAUCGAAGUAGCACUCGAGCAACUGUCGGGCAUACGUACAAUUCUUCUGUGGAUGACGACGUGAAGUCUGUGGAGCAGGAAGGCCCGAACACUGACUCAAAUGGAGAUUUCACGUACUUGGAUGAAAGCGAACUGCUGCAUUUAAUCCGUGGGUAUCUGUAUAAGAGCGACCGCCACUUUCUGUCAUGCAUGCAUACAUUUGAUUGCAUCAUACAUUUUCGUGAGAAUACCGACCAGUCUGAUCAAUCGAAUACGGAUAUUGAUGGUGUCAUCGGCUCCAGUUGGAGUGUUGAUCGGCAACUUGCGGCGGAAAGUGGCAUGAUCCUUCCUCCAUUCAGCACAGCGAGACUUCUGGCGACUUCAAAACGGUCAACAGAACAUUUUCUGAUGUAUUUGCAAUGUGACAAAGAGUUUACGAGUAGGGUGGAUGAGUCGAGAAUUUUGGAGUUUCCAGUCUCACCAGCCAAUGAAAACCUUUAUUCGAUGCUUGAAGUUACUUUGCGAGGUCUGAGUGAUUGCGAAGUGUCAUGGGCAGACUACAACGGGGACAACGUAGCGGAUCAAGGUAUGACUUCACCUAGCAGCGGUGAUCGAUUUGACAAGGCAGGUAUGGAUGGACAGCUGCCACUGUGGCUUAAGCAACAAUUGUCGUUGACUUUUGAAUCUAGGAAGCCGCACCAUGCUUUGAGUAAAGGAAAGUGCUUUGCUAAACUUGUGAGCAGCGACUGUGUGGUGCUGGCAUUCUUUCCUUCGUUAAAUACUCUACAGAUUGAAAACAAAACAGACAUAGAACCGUCAUCGAAAAGUAACGGUGAAGUAGAAGACAAACCGCUUUUUGAAACAAGGUUUGAUAAGUUUAGAAUGUCGUCCGGGGAUGAAUCACUUUCACAACAGUUUUCGGUACAGUCAGCUGAAGAGGACGGACCAAAUUCGCGAGGGGUGCGGAUGUCCGUGUCUGCAGAUGAUAUUGUGCUAUAUCAAGAACGCCGGCGCAGCUUCCGCGAAGGGUAUAAGUCCUGGAGAAUGGGUCAUUAUCAAGGAUCUCGCGAUGCGAAGCAGAGUUAUGGGCGUGAUUUCCGAAAACUUCGCCUCCCGUCGACCCCCGAAGAUCACGAAUUUUGUGAAGAGAUUAGCCGCCAAGCGUCGUACGGCUGUGAUUUUCACCUACUGAUUGAAAGUGCCGAUGGAGUGAUGGGCUCAGGCUUCUUUCAAGUUGCAUUUUAUGAGUGCUCACUUUCGAGGCUAUCAACAGACUUACACGACACUAGUAAGCAGACGUGUAAUGGUGUGGAUUCCUCUCAGACUGUUUUGAGGCAUUUGUUCUUCUCGACAAGAACCGACAAAAAGCUGACGAGGGAUCGCGCGAUGAUACCACUCGGUCGUGGUCAGCACAAAACAUCUCCUGCCCGGUCAUUAUCUAGUUCGAAAAAGCAUCAAUUAAGUGCUGAUAGUGUUCUUGAGUCUCGUCGGUUUCGCAAAAAAAUCAAACGAGCACAUGAGCAUAACUUCUCUCGCGGUGUUUACAUGGCGCUUCGCGCAGGGGGCACGGUCCAGCACAGCGAUUUGCUGCAGGCGCUUUCAAGCUGUGUCGAGAUCCCUGUGGAUUUUGAUGUCACACUUCUGUAUCACAUGAUGGAGAUUGCUGCAUCACGGAAAAUUUCCCCUUUGAGUCCAGCAGCUGCAGCCGUGAUUUCUGCUGGUAUGGGCGCAGACAUUCUGAAGGAAAAACUGACGAAAUCUUUUGAAACGAUUCUAUCGAGUGUUUUUGCUCCUGUAACCGGCACGAAGUAUUAUUUUUUUACGGGGGAUGAAAACACAAUUUAUGAAGACCUUACUGCGAAUGAAUUCGAGCUGCAUAUUCUCAUGGAAGAUUCAGAUGACGACGAAGCAGUGGCUGAAAGCCGAAACAGUGAGCGACGCGGAGGUAACGAUGACACGUAUUCUCUUCGAGAGCAGGACGUUAAUUCUAGCGAUGCUGAACAAGAUAGCGAAAGUUUCCGACAUCGCUUGGAAGAAUCACCAGACGUCAAUUCAGAGGGAGAAAACGAUACUGCCGAGAAAGAUUCCGCCCAAAGCAGACGUGACAGCUUGAGAAGCGAUCUAUCCCCUUCCGCGGACGAAUCUACUGAAGAAAGAUUGGUAAACGAGGAGAACUCAGGGACAGUUGAAGAGGACGCAGAAUUUAACAAAGAUGUCGCCGUCGCAACGUCCAGUUUUUCGGUACCAUUCUUUUUAAGGUUUGAAUGUCGCGUGCUUAAUUCUCCACGUGAGACUCGUACGAAUAGCGCCGACACACAUGCCUUAGGGUUGGCGACACUGUUGCGUCGAUCUUCUAGUAGCGCUGCGUACGAAGAAGUGCGGAAGGAAAUGAUCGCACAACCACAAGUCUCUAUGCCAAGUAGUCGGCAGGAGGAGUUUAGCGCUUUUUUAGAAUCAUUGAAGAAUAGCCAGGGAUCUCAGCCCUGCUCCAAUGGAACUGGUGUCUCUCACAUUGCCGAUUCCUUUUUGGAUGUGCCGCCGAGCCGCGUUGCUUUGCGUUUGGUAACCAUGACUUUGCCUAACGAAAGUGAAAUUGAUGGUCGGCGCGUGGCACCUCACGUGCCAUUCGUAAUGGAUACCUAUGGCAGCCAACAGGCCGGAAUGAACAACACUUUGCCGUCGAUUUCACCCAACUUUGCGACGCUACAUCGUUUUCAAUGCCAAGUACUAACACGCAUUCGACAGGACAUCAAAGAGUGGUGCAGCGUAGAGAUUCUUUCAAUUUUGAAGUCUGCGAACGAAAUUACGCCGGCAAUUGGAGCGCUAGUGCGAAGGCUUUUCGAUGACCUGCCUGUGUUCGCAGUAACAAAUGCAAAGUAUCCGCUCGAAUUCGUUACUAGCAGCCAAGAAACCUCAACCUCCUCGCUCGAUCUAUUCAAGCAAGAGCUUGAGAAAGGCGAUUUGCUAACUGUUCAUCGUUGCAACGGUAUGUAUUUCGUGGUUGAAACGAUAAGGUCUACCGAAAGACCUGACGGAGCGAGCGAAAAUCGGUCUGGCGCGACUUUUGAAAUUCCGUACUGGGCAUACUUCGAACUCGGAGUUGGCCACAUCACUUUGCGAUAUCAUCACCAUGAUUACUUCGGCAUAUGUGGUAAGGGGUCAAGUCGGUUACAAGUGCUUACUCGCCUUCAACUUGGAAUUCGCGCUAUAUGCCGUCGCGUAAAUCAGUCCUUGCUCUUGCUGCAACUCCACGAGACUCGCACUUGCAACAAGUUACUACUACCACCAGACGGAGACCCGCCAUCGUGUCCACAAUCGCCCAAGCAACGAGCUGGUUUACAACGACUUUCAGAUUCGACGGAUGAAAAGGAUGACCCGACAAAGCAAGGCAUUUUCUUUUGGCCUGGUCAGUUCGAGUGUGACUUGUUCUACUCUGCAUUCUUUAAGCUACAUGAGCGUUUGACGCCCAAUUUCGCGCUCAACAUGUUGUGCACAUCAGCUUUGGAGCAAUUUCAAGUUCACAAUCGGCGUCAUCUUUUUGUGUACCGCGACCGCGAUGGCCACGUGUUUUAUAUGAAGAUCAGCACCUCCUAUGAUGUAACGUUGUCUUGUGAAGCCGGUCGUCAGCUCGGUAAGGAAAGAUCGGAUCAUGGUUGCCCUGCAAGGUCGAGUGCUGGGGGGACUAGCUCUGCGGCAACGACUGCAUCAGGAGGACCUCCUGGAAUUCUCUUAAAAGUGUUUGGCGUGUCCGAAGCUGGUGAAGAAGUGACCAAUGAGCUGUGCCAUCUACUGGAGCGAAAACUCGAUGAAGCAACACAGAUGGUACUUAUGAAGCUGUUGGCGCGCAACACGAAGUUCCAGCUGAGCCAGUCCGACCUAGCCUUUUUGUGUCCUCCUGCGACCGAACCUUCAAGUGAUGUCUAUUACAAUCUUCCGGGUGAAGUACCCCACUGCUACGUAUUGCUGCACUACUUGUCUCAGACGCUCAAAUUGGCGUCAUAUAUCCGUCCUGUCACGAGCGGUGGGUCUGCACAUAUGCAGAACAUGCGAGGUGCUGUGGAUAACUCAUGGCGGGUGGCUCGGCGUGGAAGCGUAACGUCUGCAGAAAACUCCGUGGGUCUGCUCGAUGAAGAUUUUGGAAAAGAUGUGGCUCCAGAAAAAAGUGUGCCAACACAAGUUAAAGAAGAUACUACAUUGUGCACGAGCCACGACAGUGCUCACAUACAUCCCGUUUACUUUGGAAGCUACCUGAGAAAAAACAACUACAAAGAGGACGAUCCGUUCGCUUCAUUUGAUGCAGCUACUCGAUCGCCAGUGUUCUUUGUAGCGGAACGUGAAACGGGUAGUGAGCGUGGUGCUUCUAACAUUGUGACCUCGACAGUUGCGUCUCCUGAAAUCGUGGCACAAGCGUCAUAUGUGAUAAACUUAAACCCAGACUUGCGGCUUUCACAAGGCUUUUUGUCACGUGUCGGAAAGGGCCUUGCUCUUAUGCGAGUGGACCUUAUUCGCAAAAAUUUCGCCACAACUGAGUCUGUGGAAGUUCGUGAGCUCAAAGACUUGGAAGAGGUUCGCGACACACCGAGCCUCGCAGUAUUGUACUCAUCUUCUAUAAACAGCGACGAUGCACUGGUGGCAAGGUGUCAGAUAUGGACUCGUGGAUCCAUCGUUGCAGUGGAGUUGAGUUACGUCGUGAAGGCUUUUCUGAAUGAAGCCGUGCAUGACUACCACAUCGAAGAGACAAUCAAAAAUCUGCAGCAACAGAAUGCGUCCUGUGAAGCAGCCUCAGUUUUCUCUGGCAAUCAAGUGAAUUUACCCUCUGGUGUCAGCAUGUUGGUGUCACUUUUCAAAAGCGCGUGUCUCUUGCCUUCGUCCUCUGUUACAAAGCUAAGGGGGCAGGUGUCGGUCGCGCCAUGGGAUCUGAACAAUGUUAUGGCGCAAGUUAGGAGUUUCCUGUGCUGCUUGCCUCGCCAUCUGCGACCCGUGGUUUAUGCAAAGUCACUUUCAGGUAGCUAUGAUUUUGUUUCGAGUUGCGAUGAAAGACUACACAUGAGCUCUCGCAUGAGCGGACCGCCACCGACCGAGUUUCGGCUUAUUGUACAGCAUGUUUGUUCUCCGGACGUAGACGAAGGUGCAGACUCGAGUGACUCUGAUGCAGAAACGACAGCUUCAGUGUGCUCAACAGCUCACCACAUCGAGCCGUUGAUGAGAACUGAUUCGAUUCAUUCAGAGAUUUCCGAUAUCGAUUCGGUCUCAGGUCGAACACCGUUCGCAUGGGCAUCUAUCGGCGGAAGCUACGACUCGAAUGCUAAUUCUCAGAUACUAAAUUCACCGUCUGUGUCUUCUACAACUUUAUCGAUGGCCGGAAUGAUGGGAGGAGGUCAGUCACAAUCACAUCUCCAACGGGGGAUCGUUACGGAGAGAGACGUGUUGCUCUACGUCAAUAAUUGCAGUACCCAGCGGCGUCGGCGAAGAUCGCUAAACCAUGAAUACCGAGAGAUUAAACGAUCUUUUUAUUACGUCGUUGAUUUGUCGAUCAGUAAGGGGUUGCGAUUGUACGGAUACAAUAUGAGCAGCUCUUUGGUGGAGGCGUUAACCGCACACAUAGCGCGAGUACUGACGUGGAGCAUACUUCGCGAACGUCUGCUAAGGAGUCUGCUGCUCGAAAAGUCUGGUCUUUCGACUGCCGCUCCUGUUGGAGCCAUAGUGCUUCAGCCGAGCGGUUUGGUUUCGGCCGUUGAGAGGAUGGAACAUACUGGAAAGGGUUCAUGCAAAAAUUCGUCUGUUCUAUGCAGGGAUUCUGCAGUCCACUUCAUAGAGUAUCGCCCUUGCGUGCUUUCAAUACUACAGUCCAACGAAUGGUUUCCCAGAGUUUUGGAUACAGCUCGCCUGCGUGCAGUUGAGGGUACCUCCCUCGGAGUUUAUUUGCGCGAGGCACAGACCCAGCCGACCACAGCGCUGGUUGAUACUCAGUACCAGCGCCCUCGAGGAAAAGGUAGCACAUGUCUAGGUGUUUCAGUGGGACCCCCGAGCAUUCCAGACCUUACACGGGAAGUGUCCGAGCAAUACCUAUCGCAAAGGAGUGUCCAGAGCAACGGCGACAGCUCAGUAAAUUUGCUGGGGGGCCAAUCACCUGGAAAGGCCAAGGGUGGGUGCGUUGUUAGCAGCAGCAACGCGUCUGAUAUCGUACCAUCCUCCUCACCAAGUAGGCGAUUGCCAAGUAAGGAUCGAGGCGAAGCCGCUCGAAUGCGAGGCGGAACAGGAGCUACAACAGCGCUAAUGGCAGCACGUGCUAGAGCACGGGGCGGUGGUGGCUUCCCGAAUCGAACGGGUGUGCUAGGUGCUGGUGCAUCGCGAACUGGUGGUAAUUCCCCAGCAGUCAUGUCCAGUGAUACUGUCGCACCAUGGGAUCUGCCGUUGUCGAAUAUGAAAGCACCACGGUUGCUCACCACUGCGGACGAAAGUGACGUUACGAUAAGGACUGAUCGGGAUGGAAGUCAAACAGCGGGUACUGAAAUUGAUUCAACAGUCAAACCAGCAACGUCGACAAAUAGGUCAAGGGGAGUGAAUUGUCACAUUCGAAGAGGGUCUCGAGGUAGUGGCAUAACGGACUCAGGGUUACCAUCGUCUUCAUCUUCGUUAUCAGGACUUCCGUUAGCGAAGCCGUCUGCUCGUCGCAUCGGUAGCAAUGAAGCGUUGCUGGCCGAUCCGAGUCGUAUCCAUAGUUCGUGGAAAACACGGUUGGAGGUGGCAUGGGGACCUCGAUUUGUGUUUCCUGGAAAUACAGAACGAUGGGUUACAAGCGUACCGCUUGAACAGCAGCAACACUUUAUUGAGCUCGAAGAGGCUGAGGAUGAAGGGCAACCUAAGAAAACUCUGGCACCUCUUUCGUUCUUUUGCUCUGCGCUGGAGAAGCGGUGGGAGAUGUUUGAAAAACGCUCGACUAUUCACACGGUGGGCAUGCAUUUAUUGGAGAAGCUUGCGUCUUUGGACGCAAAAAACGAAUCGACAGAAGAGCCUGUCGCGAAGGAUGUUGUGGCGCAUUUGAUGCAGAGUGGACAUCUUUUGCUGCACCAACGCUUUCGGGCUGCUUUUGUGGAACAGUGGACAAUGGUAGAAGUGACAGGAACGCGCGAAGGUGUCGAAGUUGUGGAUAACCGCUUGAGUGACUUGCAGUCAUGCUUGGAUUUGGUACACUUGCUUCGGUAUAAACGAAAGUUUAUGUUUGAUCAAGAUAAAUGCUUUGUGGCUAAACUCUAUGCGGAACACACUGUUGAGAGCGUGGGAGCUGGCACAGGUGCUGAUGUCUGGGCAAUGCGGCAGCAGGUUGCAGCCAAUAUGGAGCCGUUGCGACUGGAAGUGGCGAGUGAUUUUUACAAAGAAUACGCCGUGCAUUUGCGCACACUGGGAUUCCGACGCCUAAGGACGUUGGACACAAGUACGAAACAUGCACGCGCAUUUUCAGUUGAUCACGCUGCUGCUGAGAAUGAAAAUGAAGUACCAGGUGUAGAGGGAUUUUCCGAGUACUUUUAUCACCCUGAAAGGACAGCCGCAAAUGGUGAAGGAUGGAAUGUGGAUUCGAACGAAAGCUGCAGCGAUUCCUUCUCGCUAGCCACUGUGCUUUUGGAAGUCAGGUGCGACAAUCGCGGUGUGCGGCUGAUUGCUGUACUCGUAAGUUUGCACGACUUGGAGCAGCAGGACCUGCAGUUGCAGACCCCUUUGGCAGUAACGGCCGGUAAGUACACAGCUGCGACGUCGGGACUCAGAGUUUAUUGCGUAGCAGCGUGGCUACGCGCCCAAUUGCAAACGCAGGCCUUGAUCUACGGAUUCACUAUUCGCUACUUCCAGCAGCACAUACUUCUGUGGAUUAACGCUUCUUAUGAUUUCCAUCAUAGACAUGAUAGGCAUGGACACUGCGACGACAAACACCUCAGUGAGGAUGAUGCGAUAGUGAGUGCAUCACUAGUUCCGUGGAAGAAAGCCGCUACUUUUCAAAACAUCGUCAGAGGACUUCAGAGAUUUUUAGUCGCAUUUCCGGAUCCGCCAGAAAAAACCAUGAAGUCAAGCGCAGUGGUGCCGACACCGUUAUCCACGAUUCCGAUUUCUGACGGCAGCAACAACACAGUAAGGGCAAACCAGCUCAACGAUUCGAGAGCCUCUUCGAGUUGCACAGCUUCCGCACCAUCGGGUCGCGAUAGUCAUCGACCAACAUCCCGCGUCGUAACAAGGUUUGCUCGGCGAGUCGCGAAAAAAACACAUCAGCAACAACCAGCAUCUGAUCACCCUACGCCUCCGGCGGCGUCAGGAGCCUUAGAUAAGUCUGCAGUACCUCUGACUUCGUCCGCGUCAGCAGCUACACAGAAGUACCAAACGCCUCUGUCAUUGCUCUGGCAUGAUUGUGUCUUACGAGUGGCGACGGUUGCACUGCUACCAAGCUUUCGACAGUCGAACUGCUCCGAGUUGAUCUUGGUGCAGAACUUGCUGAGAUACAUCGCGUGUCACGCCUCACGCUACGACGUGCUGGAUCUGUUGCAGUUCGGCACGCCGGACGCUGUCGUUUGUCAUUCUCUGUCAGGCAGUUUUUUCAAUCGAUCACCGGGCACCAUGACGUCAUCCAUGCCGGGUGGCCACGCUGAAGCUUAUGCUGGAUAUUCGUUGGUCAUCACAACGCAAUCCUUGACUCAUGAGUGUGUCGACAAGGACGUGGUGCAGCUAUUGCUACUCAAAAGUACGUCCUCGGAAUCAGGUGUGGGCAGCGAAGUUCUACCGGUGGAGCGGGCGUUGCAGGAAGCCCAGCUGUUUACCCGAGAGCUACUUCGCGUAGCAACUCACCACUAUGAGCGUGAUCUCUUAUGGUCUCGGCUACUGUUUGACGAUUCGCGUGAUCCCGAGGCCGAUCUGGCUCCAACGCUGACGCUACCAUCGGACUUGUUCCGUGCAGAAAUAGGACCACAGCAGUUAGAGGAGUGCUUGCGGUUGUCAAUUCGUACUCCCCUGGAAUUGCUGGACCCGCGUCUCGGCGAGCUGCUACGUGUAUCCGGUGUCUGCUGGCAGGAGUUAGCGAUGCGGCUGCGUGAUUUAUACGCUGAUCAGCUUCGCGAGUUCCAGUUUGAACAGGAGGACGAGAAUAGCAGCCACCUGCUGUUGCUCUGUCCUGACACGUUUGAUCUUGUCAUACACUUGACGUUCAUCACAUCGAAGGACCAAGCGAUGGUGCAAGCCGAACAAGACGAUGCAGUGGAUGGAAAUAGCAACGCAAGCAUGAACAGUCCUAGCAGAAGCUCUAGUAUAUUGGGCAACCAGUUCGGCAGGGCUAGCGAGCCGAUCGAUGCAAGUGGUGUUGACAGAGUGGCUGAAGGUGACGUGUGCGUGGAGAUCUGCCGCCGUGAGGAGCCGACGAAUAAGGAGUUCACUCUUGCGCAGCGGCGGUCGAUUUCAGAAUUUGUCAAUUGCAUUGUGCACUGGCAAUGGCGAAGUCUCAUUUACGAUUAA
This is a messenger RNA of Peronospora matthiolae, 12798 nucleotides long. The record is from the annotation of a GenBank genome assembly. NCBI's taxonomy places the organism in Eukaryota, Oomycota, Peronosporomycetes, Peronosporales, Peronosporaceae.